Molecule: messenger RNA, 580 nt
Organism: Myotis davidii
Lineage: Eukaryota; Metazoa; Chordata; Mammalia; Chiroptera; Vespertilionidae
Gene: RPS27L
Product: ribosomal protein S27 like
Exons: 4
Coding region: 155-409 (84 amino acids)
Biological process (GO): ribosomal small subunit assembly; translation
Cellular component (GO): ribosome; cytosolic small ribosomal subunit
Molecular function (GO): RNA binding; structural constituent of ribosome
Source: RefSeq, a predicted model, not a curated record
CCGACUUGGCACCGCAGGGGUGUUUCUAUUGGAGACGGUUACUCGGUGGGGCCAAGAAGAACCGGGUGAACCUGACCAUAUGUUUCCCGGUGGCCGGAGAGCCGGAGAGCCGCGUUCCCGGGACCGGGGGACGCAAACGUCAUGAAAAGUACCGAUGGGGUUGGCUCGAGAUUUACUACACCCGUCCUUGGAAGAGGAAAAGAAAAAACAUAAAAAGAAACGGCUAGUUCAAAGUCCAAAUUCUUAUUUUAUGGAUGUAAAAUGCCCAGGUUGCUACAAGAUCACCACGGUUUUCAGCCACGCUCAGACGGUGGUUCUUUGCGUAGGUUGUUCAACAGUGUUGUGCCAGCCGACAGGAGGAAAGGCGCGACUCACAGAAGGAUGUUCAUUUAGAAGAAAGCAACACUAAUGAUCCACACAGCUUCCUGAAUUUGGGUUAUAUCACAAAAAGCCUUAUCAGUUUAGUAAUUCUACUUAAUCUACCAGGAUAAUGUAAUUACAUUUAAUUUUGUAAGUAUACAACAGUGAUCUCCUAUUUUGGUGUCAAUUUUUCAAUAAAGUUUUGAUUAUGGGAAAAUUC